UAGUUUAUCCAUCAUGGCCGUCACGUCCCUACGCUUGUGUGCCGAUCGCGUUCUCCGUUAACAACGAUUAGGGUAUAAAAAUAAAAAUAAAAUAUAAAAAUAACAACAUCAACGUUUAUACAAUAAUCAUAAAAUUAAAACGACAAAUUACGACAUUGGCCUUAAGACGGAGUGCGUACUGUUCCGAUUGCCUCGUUUAUUUGUCCGUUGAUUAUGCGCUCUUCGCGAUUGUUCGACCGCUGUGCGUCGCGCGUACGUUAAGCCGUGCAGUUUUUUGUGCUUGUCCAUGGGAUCAGGCUCUGAGAAUCAUGAAGCCGUACGACAAAUCAAACUCUUUUAUGAGGAGGGUCACGAAACGCGUGUCCGCAUACAUACCCGGAAUGACGUGGAUGAAUACGUUAAUCAGCGAUGCGCAAACCGAUGACGGCCCUACGUCAGUGACCGAAAACGACGAUCAACCUCCAGUAAAGAAACUGUGCACAUCCAAUAAUUCAUUUACAAACACCAAAUACCUACCUACUAGUUCAACUGACAACCACAGGGGUUCAAAUGUGAAUGUCCUUUUACCAGAAAUAUCUGCCAUUACUUGUAUACCAAGUACAAGUAAACAAAGUCCAAAAUUUACAAGCCACUCAAGUUCUUCCUUACAAAGCCAUGAUAUUGGUAAUAGAAGUGCUCUUAAAAGGAAAUCUGAUGUGGUAGAUUCGACAAAUAUUAACAGACCAAGUUCAAAAACAGCUUUCAAUUUUGCUUCAUCAACACCUACAGUAAUUACAUCAAAUAAGCAACCAGUUACAAUUAGUUUAAAGAGAUCAUUAAAUUUAGAUAAAUCAUGUACUAGUAAUGAAUUUUUAACACCAACUUCAUCAAAAUUGAUAAGACCAAGGGAGAAUGAAUCGCUUCAACAAUCUUCACUAAAAUUUCAUGAAACAUCAACAAAUCACAUACCUUCAGCUUCAUUUAGAUGGGAUACAUUUGUUAAUUAUGGAGAAUUGUCAGAGCGUCAAAAAUUAUUUGCCCAAAAGUCACCUUUAAAUUGUUCUCAAGUUAUGUAUGGGGGCAACUCUGCACGUUCAAGUUUAUCCAAAAUUUUAGGUAAUACUCCACCAAUUCAUAGAAAAGCAGUGAUACCAAUAUCUUCUACAAAUAAUAGUGAAAUUAGAACAACCUCAUCUAUUCUCCUGGAACAUAUUUCUACUAAGAACAAAGAAAUUGAAGAAAAUAAAUUUAUUAUUCAACCUAAAGUGCAUCAAAGGCAUAAAGCAGUUCAAAAAAAUGUACCUAUUAAAGUGGAGUCUACUGUCAAAGUGGUUGAAACAACACCUGAAAAAGCUGAUUGCAAAUCUAAUGAAAUCUCAUCAAAUUAUUCUAACCGAGUUGAUUCAAAUGCAACGAGAAAACUACGAGUAAAUCUUUCAAAAAAGGGUCGUGUUCCGAAGUCUGAUGUACUGGAAAUGCCCACUGAAGUCAAUUUGCCCAAGAUUACUCUACCAAUGACAUCAUUGCCAAAUAUCAAUUUAUCAAGUUCUAUUGAUGAGGAUAAUGAAUUCACAUUCAAUCAACCAUUAACAAUAGAACAGUUUACUUCACAAUUUGCUGAGAAAACUUGUAGAAAAAAACAGAAAAUGUCUAUGAAGAAAGCACAAAAUACUAAUGUAGAGGUAAAUUGUAAAGAAUCUAGUACUGAAAUUCCUAGAUCAAAUUUUGAUAUUUCUAAUGAUGAUACCUUUGUAAAAGAAUCUACAAAAGUUUCCAUCGCCAAUAAUGAUGUUUCUAAUGAAAAUUUAAAUAAAAAUGAUAAGGUCUCAGACCUUGAUAGGUUUGUUGAUGAUAAUUCUAAAAAAACUUUAGAAAAUGCAUUGCCGUGUUCUGACUCUAAAUUAGAAUUUACUAAGUCGGGGAAUAUGGAUUCUGGCAGUUUACCGAAUAAAUUAGAAACUAAUAAUGAAAAUCAAUUAGUACCAGAAAAGUCAUUAACUAAACUAAAUAAGUGGUCUUGUGAUACUUGUUGGGUUUCAAAUGAUGCUGAUAUAUUAAAGUGUAUUGCUUGUCAAACUCCCAAGUGUGAAAAAACACAAACACCAGUAUUAAAAGUUGUUAAAUCAAGUACAUGGACUUGUGAAACUUGUUGGGUUCCCAAUAAAAAUGAAAUAGAAGUAUGUGUCGCAUGUCAAACACAAAAGCCUGGUACUACAAAGAAAACUGUGGUACAAAGUAAUACUUGGACUUGUGAUGGUUGUUGGGUAAAAAAUAAAAGUGAUUGUACCACUUGUAUUUCAUGUGGAACAGCAAAGCCUGGGUCUGCUCCAGAAAAUAAACCUUUGCCUUCAACUCAAUUUAAAUUUGGAUUAAACAACAAUACUUUUGAAAAUUCUGGUGCCAGUCAGUUUAAAUUUGGAUUUGAUAAUAGUAAAAAUACUCAACCAUCUAACCAGUUUAAAUUCGGAAGUUCUGCACUGUUUACAGGUUCUGAUAAUGCUAAAUCAGAUACUUCUGCUAAUGAAUUUAAAUUUGGUGUAGUUAAUGAUAAAACUGAUGCACCCCUUAAUACAUUUAAAUUUGGUACUGAUAGUAUAUCAAGUUUGCCAGCAAAGAAAUUAAAUGAGGAAUCAAAUAUCAGUACUAGUGAUAAUUCUGAAACACAGUUUAAAUUUGGUUUUGAAAUUAAACCAAAUCAACCUGACAGUCAGUUUAAGUUUGGGUUAAAUGCCACAACUAAUAAACCAAAUGAACAAUUUAAAUUUGGUUCAGAUAAGUUAGAGAUUGAAAAAUCUGUUCAUCAAAAUCCUGUUGUUGAUAGUAAUAUAGUUAAACAGUCUACAAAUGAAUUUAAAUCAUUGGUAAAUAAUAAAAAUGAAGAAUUAGAAAAACCAUUAGAAUUACAAAAUCAAGGUAAUAAACGUAAAGUUAAUGAUAUAAAUGAAAAUUCCAGUCCUAAAGUAUCUUUUGGUUCUGUUGCAACUAAUAUCAACAACUCAAAUUCAUUAAUUAAUGUUGGACAUAAAAAUGAAGAUUUAUCUAAGGAGAAAUUUGUAUGGGAUAAUAAAGCAAAACAAAUUGAAAAUAAACCAAUAAUGAAUUUUGGUUCAGUUCAGCCUGUUCAAUCUACUACUGAAAAUACAAAUCAGUUGGUAAAUGGUCAUUCACAUCCUAAUGAAACAUUGAAUGAAGAUCAAAAGCCAGGUUUGAUUAAGACUUCUCAGUUAUUUAGUUUUGGUUCUUUAGCAAAACAAGAUCAAAAUGUGUCCGUUGACCAAAAAAGUCCUAAGAUGUUUACAUUUGGAUCAGUCACCAAUGAUAACAAAUCAUUCGCUUCACCAAUAAUGGGUAGUAGUAGUUUUCCUAGCACUGCUCCAGUUUUUGGUGCAAGUAAUUCUAUUUUUGGAAGUGGAACCACUACAUCGACUCCAGCUACAUUGGGUUCAUCUAUACUAACACCUCAAUUUUCAUUUGGUUCAUUAGCUCCUCAGGUUCCCAACAGUUUUUUUUCUAAGUCUUCUAAUGACAAUGAUAAAAAACCAUUAGCUCCAACUUCUAAUUCAUUCAAUUCAACGAAUCUUGGAUUUUCAUUUGGUGCACAAUCUUCACCUGUAUUUAGUAUUCCCAAUGCUGGAGGACCUUUAAAAAUAUCUACAACGGAUGAAGAUCAGACUAAAUGUACAUCAAAUAGUAUAUUUAAUCAACCAAGCACGAAACAACCUGUGAAAUUAGAUCCUAAUGCACCAAUAUCAAUUAAUUUUACUGGUGGAGCUACUACUCAAUUUACUGCCAAACCAGAAACAACUGAGCCACCUACUAAAAGAAAAAUUUUAAAACCUGUUAGAAGGAUUCGGUAAAAUAUGGACAUACUGCUUGUAUAUUUUACUGUUUAUUUCCAUUUAAUUAGUUGUGCAUCAGUAAGUAGUUAUUAUUAUAUUGUUGUCCUUUUUUUUUUUUUUUUGAUAUAUAUACAUUUGUUGUAAAGUGUUGCUGAUUAA
Molecule: messenger RNA, 3977 nt
Organism: Melanaphis sacchari
Lineage: Eukaryota; Metazoa; Arthropoda; Insecta; Hemiptera; Aphididae
Product: nuclear pore complex protein Nup153-like
Exons: 12
Coding region: 309-3836 (1175 amino acids)
Biological process (GO): RNA export from nucleus; protein import into nucleus
Cellular component (GO): nuclear pore
Molecular function (GO): structural constituent of nuclear pore
Source: RefSeq, a predicted model, not a curated record